Musa acuminata AAA Group (dessert banana) is the source of this 1138-nucleotide messenger RNA. RefSeq names its product vacuolar protein sorting-associated protein 32 homolog 2. The record is from RefSeq and is a predicted model, not a curated record. The coding region runs from base 158 to 814 and encodes 218 amino acids. Gene Ontology annotation, cellular component: cytoplasmic side of plasma membrane; multivesicular body; ESCRT III complex. The transcript has 7 exons. Gene Ontology annotation, biological process: vesicle budding from membrane; late endosome to vacuole transport via multivesicular body sorting pathway. Lineage: Eukaryota; Viridiplantae; Streptophyta; Magnoliopsida; Zingiberales; Musaceae.
CGCGAGUUGAUAAGUAGUUGGCCGGUCUUCCCUAAUGGUCAUACCAUCAACCAACCAUGAUCGGAGACGAAGCAGCUCCGACACAGCGUUUUUAUGCGAUUCGUGUCGAUCGGCAGAAGAUUUAUCGCGAUUGUAGGUUUUCUGGAGGAAGUAGACGAUGCUUGGUAGGCUAUUUGGAAAGCCCAAGGAGCAGCCGAAUGCGUUGGCUACGCUGGAUAAACUGAAUGAGACACUUGAGAUGCUAGAGAAAAAAGAGAAAGUUCUUCUGAAGAAGAUGGCCACUGAGGUUGAGAAGGCCAAGGAAUUUACCAAAGUAAAGAACAAGAGAGCUGCUAUACAAUGCUUGAAAAGGAAAAGGCUAUAUGAACAAGAAGUUGAGCAGCUUGGGAACUUCCAGUUGCGGAUUCAUGAUCAGAUGAUAAUGUUGGAAGGUGCAAAAGCUACAACAGCGACUGUUGAUGCGAUGAGAGUUGGAACUGCAGCUCUGAAGGCUCUGCAGAAGGCAACUAAUAUUGACGAUGUUGACAAGACACUGAGUGAAAUUAAUGAGCAGACUGAAAACAUGAAACAGAUUCAGGAAGCAUUAUCUGCUCCAGUUGGACCUGCGACUGACUUUGAUGAAGAUGAACUGGAAGCAGAACUUGAAGAAUUGGAGGGUGCUGAGUUGGAAGAGCAGCUGCUUCAGCCAGCUACAACUGCUCCUCUUCCUCCAGUGCAUGUUCCUGCCUCUCCAUCUCCAACUCGGCCUGCUGACCAGAAAAAUACUACUGAAGAAGAUGAACUUGCAACAUUACAAGCUGAGAUGGCAAUGUAGGACGAAUGUGUGUAUGUCGAAAAGAUAAAGACUUUGCAAUUCAUGGUGAUAAAAUUGUUUGAUGGAACUCUUCUAGAAAAUCUACUCAUGGAAAACGUAUAGUAAGUCCAUGUUCAACUGAGGAGCCUGUGAAAAUAGACAAAUCUUUUUUCUUCUUUGCCUAUCUUAGUUUUUUCAGUGGAUAGUGACAACUUAGUUUGCUUCUAAUGUACACUGUACUUGGCAUGCUUAGUUUUGUUUACACACCAGGGCAUGGGUCUGACUGGUUGAUAAACUUUGAGCAAUUUUUGAAAUGUUACAGAUGCUAAAUCCUAUUUCAAUGAA